GUGUUGUUGUUUGCUUGUUCCCUAACGAAUGCAGGAGCAACGCUCUCGACAUGGAGAACUUCAAAGCUGAACUCAAUGUCCCGGGAGGCACCAAAGUCCAGUUUGAAAUCCAUUACCAAGAGCCGAUCCGGAGGAAAUUGUCAACAUACGAGCACAUUAUCCCCGUGCAGCCUGGCCGGCUGGCCAAGCACUUCGAAGUGGACGUCCAUAUCAUUGAACCCCAGGGGCUUAGUUUCGUUCAUGUUCCCAAUGCACUCGGCGAGCACUUCGCAGGGAUUCCUACCAUUUCCAAAGGAGAGAAAAAGGCUCAUGUGUCGUUCAAACCAACGGUGGCCCAGCAACGGAAGUGUCCCACCUGCUCCUCUACGGCUGUCGACGGCAACUUUGUGGUGAACUAUGAUGUCAAGAGAGAUAGCAAACCUGGCGAGCUGGAGAUCUUUAAUGGCUACUUCAUCCACUACUUUGCUCCUGAAAAUAUGGACCCCCUGCCAAAAAACAUUCUUUUUGUCAUCGAUGUCAGUGGCUCAAUGUGGGGACUGAAAAUGAAGCAGACUGUUGAAGCCAUGAAAACCAUCCUGGAGGACCUCCGUUCUGAUGACCAGUUCUCAGUCCUGGACUUCAACCAUAAUGUCCGGUGCUGGAGAGACAGUUUAGUGCAAGCCUCCAAGUUGCAGACAGAAGCCGCCAAGAAAUACAUUGAAGGGAUCCAUCCCAAUGGAGGGACAAACAUUAAUGACGCUCUCCUCCGAGCAAUCUUCAUCUUAAACGAAGCGAACAAGCUGGGAAUGUUGGAUCCCAACUCGGUAUCCAUGAUUGUGCUGGUGUCCGAUGGAGACCCGACGGUCGGAGAACUCAAGCUGCCUACGAUUCAGAAGAACGUGAAGAAGAAUAUUAGGGACGACAUCUCUUUGUUCUGCCUCGGGAUUGGGUUUGACGUGGAUUACGAUUUCUUGAAAAGGCUGGCUCACGAAAACAACGGGAUGGCGCAAAGGGUUUUUGGAAAUCAGGAAACCUCCUCUCAAAUGAAGAAAUUCUUCAACCAGGUCUCCACUCCACUUCUCAAAAAUCUGGAGUUCAACUACCCACACGGACUUGUGUCUGACGUCACUCAUAACACUUUCCAGAACUAUUUUGGAGGCUCCGAGAUUGUGGUGGCUGGAAAAGUUGACACAGCGAAUGCACAGCAUUUGCAGAGUGUGAUAACAGCCACAGCCUCCAACGCUGAACUGGUCUUAGAGACCUUGGCCGAUGUGGAGGGUCUGGAUGAGUUCCUGAAAAAAGACAAGCACGCAGAUCCAAAAUUCACGGAAAAAUUGUGGGCGUACAUUACCAUCAACCAGCUCAUGGCUGAGAGGAACUUGGCCCCAACUGCUGCCCUAAAAAAAAACAUCACCAAGACCAUCCUACAGAUGUCCCUGGACCACCACAUCAUCACGCCCUACACGGCCAUGCUGAUUGAGAGCCCCAACGGAGAAGAGCUGAUGUUGGCCGAUUCUCCCCAGGACCGCAAGAGGGCCUGCUGCCCAGGGGCUUUGACGAUUGGCCAGGCAAAACCCGACAGCUCCAUCCCUUCGUGGGCCAAUCCCACCUCCAAGGUGCCAUUGUCUCUUCUCAUGGGCCCAACGGCGGCUGCCGUCCACCAGGUGGAUAAUGACCCCCAUUUUAUCAUCAACCUGCCGAGGCAGCAGAAAAACGUCUGCUUCAAUAUCGAUUCCGAACCCGGUGCGAUCCUGAACUUAAUUUCAGAUGCUGAGUCUGGAAUCGCUGUUAACGGGCAGCUUAUCGGGGCCAAGAAACCCCUGAAUAAUAAACUGAGAACUUACUUUGGCAAGAUUGGGUUCCUCUUCGAAAAGAAAGGCUUAAAGGUGGAAGUCAGCACUGAAGCCAUCACCUUGAAGGAUGGGUCUUCCAGGACUUCCUUUGCCUGGUCGGAUACGGGGAGGCUCAUUCGGAGGAGACUGCUUGUGUCUGUGCAGAGAAACAACACUGUCACGAUCACAGUUGACGGAGAGAUGUCCUUCACGGUCGUCUUGCACCGGGUUUGGAAAAAGCACCCCAUCAACGUGGACUUCCUGGGAAUCUACAUUCCACCUGCAAAUAAUUUCUCAUCCAGCGUGCAUGGCCUAAUUGGUCAAUUCAUGCUUGAGCCCAACGUACAGGUCUACAAUGAGCGACCUAGCCAAGAACCCGGGAAAUCUGACGCUACGAUGGAAGUCAAAGGUCACAAGCUCACCGUCACCAGAGGUUUGCAGAAGGACUACCGCAUGGAUCGCGCAUUGGGAACCGACGUGCCUUGCUGGUUUGUGCACAACAGCGGGAAGGGUUUUCUGGAUGGUCCCUACACAGAUUACCUGGUUCCUACUUUGUACAGCUACAAGAAGCGUCCUUUUUGAGCUUCAAGCAAGCGUAGGUACGUAGCAGCCUGAUUCCGAGCUACUGAAGAGUUCAUUCAUGCAGAUCUGGUCUUUUUCCAUGAAAACCCUCGUCUGAGAGAUCAGCUGUAGCUGACCAGAUGUGGAUGGCCAGCCUUGAGGCACCGACCCCAGCAGAAUGAAGAUCGUUUUUCCCUUCUCAAAGCAAUAAACACCACACAUCACAGCCAGCUGCAUUCCUGAGGCCAUCGAUGAAGGCUGUAGUCCUGGAAGAAAGCAUGUCCUUCUCCCCGUCCAGAGCCAUCAGCCAACAUCCAGUCUGAAAGGAAGCCCAUGUAAGGUUGGCCACCCAAACUGGGAAAUCAGUCUCUACCACAGGCCAAAAUACUGUAUUUUCGCACCAAAUAAAAAGCUCUCGCUUGA
This is a messenger RNA of Pogona vitticeps (central bearded dragon), 2795 nucleotides long. The record is from RefSeq and is a predicted model, not a curated record. NCBI's taxonomy places the organism in Eukaryota, Metazoa, Chordata, Lepidosauria, Squamata, Agamidae.